This is a messenger RNA of Seriola dumerili (greater amberjack), 1108 nucleotides long. RefSeq names its product peroxiredoxin-1 (gene prdx1). The coding region runs from base 87 to 683 and encodes 198 amino acids. Gene Ontology annotation, cellular component: cytosol. Gene Ontology annotation, molecular function: thioredoxin peroxidase activity. The record is from RefSeq and is a predicted model, not a curated record. Gene Ontology annotation, biological process: removal of superoxide radicals; hydrogen peroxide catabolic process; response to oxidative stress. The transcript has 6 exons. NCBI's taxonomy places the organism in Eukaryota, Metazoa, Chordata, Actinopteri, Carangiformes, Carangidae.
GUAUAAAUUCCCCAACCGGGAUUGUCAGCUCCUGCAGUCCGCUUUCCUGUGUCUGUUGGUGUGAUCAAAACCGAGUCAGACUGAAGAUGGCAGCAGGUAACGCACGUAUUGGAAAGCUGGCCCCAGACUUCACAGCCAAAGCAGUGAUGCCAGAUGGACAGUUCAAGGACCUGAAGCUGUCAGACUACAGAGGGAAAUAUGUUGUCUUUUUCUUCUAUCCACUGGACUUCACCUUUGUUUGUCCAACUGAGAUCAUCGCUUUCAGUGAUGCUGCCGAAGAAUUCAGGAAAAUCGGCUGUGAGAUCAUCGCUGCCUCCGUUGACUCACACUUCUCCCAUUUCGCAUGGACCAACACGCCACGUAAGCAGGGCGGUCUGGGUACAAUGAAGAUUCCCCUGGUAUCUGACACACGGCGCACCAUCUCCACAGAUUAUGGCGUCCUCAAGGAAGAUGAAGGCAUUGCCUACAGAGGUCUGUUCAUCAUUGACAACAAGGGCAUCCUAAGACAGAUCACCAUCAACGACCUCCCAGUUGGACGGUCUGUUGAGGAGACCUUGCGUUUGGUCCAAGCCUUUCAGUUCACCGACAAGCACGGAGAAGUCUGCCCAGCUGGCUGGAAACCAGGAAGUGACACCAUCAAACCUGACAUCCAGAAGAGCAAAGACUUCUUCUCCAAGCAGUAAUAAGCCCAAGGCCAGCAUCUGCUGUCUGGUGUAGGAGAUUUCAUUUAGAGAUUACAUUUCCAGAGAACAAUAUUUAAGUCAACAGUUGUGCUUGUGGACAAGUGGUUAGGGGACAGUUUUUGUAGUUAACAUGACGUCUGUGUUCUGUUGUCUGUAGCGUAAAUAGUCCACUCAUGACCUACUUAGGUAUUACUGUGUAAUUAUGUUGUGGUGCUGUAUGCUAUUUUCCCUGUCUGAUUGAGCUAAAUGUUUGUUCUUUCAUGUCAUUCCUUAUUAUUGUGAGAUACAAAGGACCAUACAAAUAUUUUUAUUGGAAAGAAGCCACAAACACCUCUCUCCACUAUGUUGUAACUUUUUUUUUUUUUUUUUACGAGUGAACAAUAAAUAUUCUUUCAUCUAAAUAAAGAAUACAGUGUAUAACACUC